AUGAAGAGGGCCGCUUAUGCAUACACUUCUCGUGCCUAUAACAAUGAAUGCAACGAGCUAAGGAACAAAUCAGAGAUCGCCUAUUACGAAAUGUUGAGGAUGAGUCCAGAAAAUUGGGCUAAUUGUUAUUUUCCUGGGAAGAGAUAUGGAUGGUUGACAUCAAACGUGGCGGAGUCAUUCAAUUCUUGGAUCAAAGAAGCUCGUUAUUUGCCAAUUACCCAAACAAUUGAUAAUAUCCGCAAGAAAAUGAUCCACAAGUGGACCACAUCAUUUGUUCCUACUGUGGAAGAACACCUUAUUCAUAUCAAUGAGCAAUCACGUUGUCUUUCUGCAAUUCCUUCUACUACAGGAAGGUACGAGGUGUAUGAUUUCCCCACCGUUGAAGUAAACUUGAAUGAACGCACAUGCGCUUGUCGUGAAUGGCAAGUUGUCGGGCUACCUUACAAACAUGCUGCGACGGUUAUUCGACAGAAUAUGGACACCCUUUACUCCUAUAUUUCCCACUACUUUAGUGUGGAGACAUACCGCAAAUGCUACUCCUUUCCGAUAUACCCAAUUCCUGACGAUGACAAGCCAUGUAUAGAUGAUGAAAAUAUGGUGAUUCGGCCACCAACAACAUCAAUUCUUCGUGGAAGACCAAGGACAAAGCGCAUUCCUUCGGGAUUGAAUCCGGCCAAAGAGUUAAAAUGUAGUAGAUGUCAACAGUAUGGUCACAACCGUAGAACAUGUAGACAGCCUAUUGCAGACUAG
Molecule: messenger RNA, 750 nt
Organism: Asparagus officinalis (garden asparagus)
Lineage: Eukaryota; Viridiplantae; Streptophyta; Magnoliopsida; Asparagales; Asparagaceae
Exons: 2
Coding region: 1-750 (249 amino acids)
Molecular function (GO): zinc ion binding
Source: RefSeq, a predicted model, not a curated record